Messenger RNA from Alternaria atra, 393 nucleotides. RefSeq lists its product as uncharacterized. Lineage: Eukaryota; Fungi; Ascomycota; Dothideomycetes; Pleosporales; Pleosporaceae. The transcript has 4 exons. Bases 1 to 393 code for a protein of 130 amino acids. The record is from RefSeq and is a predicted model, not a curated record.
AUGGGCUUCUGGGACAAACACGAAGAUAGCUACCAGCAGGUAUACGAAAACGACAACUUUGACGAUAACAAGGCCAGCUUGGGCCAUGAGGUGAUCGCCGGAGGCGCUGCUUUCGCCGGCUUCAAGGCUUUCGAGGACCACCAGCGCAAGGAGGGCAAGCCCGUAUCUCAUCAAUUCGCCAAAGAGCUACUAGCUGGCUUCGCAGGUGCCGAGGUUGACCGUCUUGCUGAGACAAAGGGCGAGGACUGGUUCGACCGUGAGAAGGCCAAGCGCGACGCUGAACACAAUGCCAAGCGCAUGUACGACGAGCAUUACAUCCAAAACCAGGGCGCUGACCAGUACGACCCUCAGCAAAAUGGUCGCCCAGAGAGAUUCGAGCAGCGCGGAUGGUAG